Molecule: messenger RNA, 1518 nt
Organism: Coffea arabica (coffee)
Lineage: Eukaryota; Viridiplantae; Streptophyta; Magnoliopsida; Gentianales; Rubiaceae
Product: protein SYM1-like
Cellular component (GO): cytoplasm; membrane
Source: RefSeq, a predicted model, not a curated record
CUUUCUUCAUAUCUUACUUGUUCUUUCAAAAGCCCAGAACCCCCCAUCCCAUUUUAGCUGCUUUCUAAACUCUGAUCUCUCUUUUCCAAAUCCUAAGAAUUUAACUCACAAACCGAUCAUGGCUUGUUUAAAGGCCAUCAACCAUUUCCAGAUCCUCUCAUCAUCGAAUUCCACAAAACCGUUAAGUUCAGACGCCAAGAAAGCCAUAUUCACGAAUAAAAGUCUGAACUUUAAUACAAAAUUUUCGUCUAAAACCAGUAGACAUCAAUUAUGCCUUGUGCCCGUCAAAGUUGUGACGAAAGAGGAAAAAGACUUGGUCGCAGCUGAAACUAGUGAAAAGAAUGGUGAGGAUAAAGCAAUUAGUGGUGGAGGAGUGAAGGAAAAGGGCAGGAUACUAUCUACUCUACUGGAGGAUAAAGAAAGGUUGCUGAAUGCUGCUAUUGUACUUGGAGCUGGUACUCUUGCCAUUACCAAGUUGCUCUCCAUUGAUCAUGAAUAUUGGCACGGAUGGACCCUUUAUGAAGUGUUGAAGUAUGCCCCUGGGCACAAUUGGAUUGCAUAUGAAGAAGCUCUUAAAUCCAAUCCUGUUCUGGCUAAAAUGACGAUUAGUGGGAUUGUCUACUCUGUAGGAGAUUGGAUUGCACAAUGUUAUGAAGGGAAACCGCUUUUCAAGUUUGACCGACAGAGGAUAUUUAGAUCAGGUCUUGUUGGUUUCACCCUUCAUGGAUCGCUUUCUCACUACUAUUACCAAUUUUGUGAGGCUCUUUUUCCUUUCAAUGAUUGGUGGGUUGUCCCUGCCAAAGUAGUAGUUGACCAAACUGUCUGGUCUGCAGUUUGGAACAGCAUCUACUAUGUGGUUCUGGGGUUUUUGCGCUCUGAGUCCUCGGCUAGUAUAUUCGAUGAACUGAAGUCAACAUUUUGGCCUAUGUUAACUGCAGGAUGGAAGCUUUGGCCGUUUGCUCAUGUAAUCACCUAUGGCGUGAUUCCAGUAGAGCAAAGACUUCUUUGGGUGGACUGUAUGGAACUUAUUUGGGUCACCAUACUCUCAGGGUUCUCGAAUGAGAAAUCAGAAGCACGGUUGUCUGAAGCAGCAGAAGAUGACUCUAGCUAAGCAUCAAGCAAACUCAAGAGCGGUUUUCUCCCUGGUUGGCCUGGCGCUGUUGCAGAAGGGUUUGUUUCUAAGGUCAUGCUACUUGGAUACGCCAUGAGGAUGCAGUAUAUAUAAAUUUGUAAUCUUUUAUUUAUUUUUUUUGCCCUGCUUCUUCUUAUUAAAAUACCAGAAAAACCAUGUUAAAUAUUCAACAUAGAGUAGUGGCAGGAAAAUUUUCUUGAGUUUGACUCGUUUCUUAUACCAGAUGAUUUUGAAGGAGUGCAGAAUAAUGUUGGAGAUGUAAUCCUAACUAUUCGAACAAGAUAGACUUCCAUUCAAGAAAUUCAGGAUAAAAAUCUAAUUGCAGUAUCCCUGAAUGUUAUUAAAGGUGUAAAAUAUGUUAAUUACAUGCAAGGCAAUUUUGGACA